UGUGACAUUGGGGGGGUCUCUCUGGGGUCACCUUAUACUCCUUUUUCCAAGAAACAAUAAGAAAAUAGAUCAAAUUUUCUCCAUGUUCACCAGUUUUUCUCUCACUUUCUUUCCAUAUUUUCCAGCCUCCAACAGUUCCUUCCAGGUCCAUCCACAUUCGGCCAACGACCAAACUUAACCUCCACCAAACAAGACCCGCUAUUCCUCUCUCUCUCUCUUCCCCACCACAAUGAAUUCCCGAAACCCUUCGCGGAUCUUCUCUCAUCUCUCCCUAACGCCAUUUCCUCUUCUCCUUAUUCUCUUCCGAAUCUCCUCGGCUGACGAUGGCAACUCGCUCUACAACAGCUGCAACGCCACUUUCAGCUGCGGCUUCAUUGAAGGAGUGGGGUAUCCUUUCCGCGGUUACGAUGCACUGGACAACUGCGGCUAUCCCGGAUUAGCCCUCAAAUGCCAGAAGAAUAUACCCACCAUCCAGUUCAUGAAUCUCACUUACCGCCUCAUGGAACUCAACUCCGCCAACCAGACCAUGCAGAUUGCUCGAGAGGACGCCAUGAAUGCUGCUUGUCCGCGGGAUUUAGUUAACACGACCCUGGAUAACUCGCUAUUCGAGUAUAGUCCGGGAUAUGUUAACCUCACUUUUCUCUACGAUUGUCCGGCGUCGUCAAUCCCCAAACUCAGUCAAGUUUGGGGAUUUUGUCCUUCUUCUGGGUUUGAAGAUGUGCAUUGGCUUACUGGAACUGUGGGCCCGUUUGAGUGCCAGGAGAACAUUACUGUUCCGGUUUCGGCUCGGUCCGAGUCGAUAAAUUCGAAUAAUUUGGGUGAAGUUAUGGAACAAGGGGUGGAGGUUAAAUGGAAGGUGAAUGGUGAGGCUUGCAGUCAGUGUAGAGAGUCGAAGGGACGAUGUGGGUUUGAUUUUACGAACAAUCAAACCACUUGCUUUUGCCCCCACCCGCCUUACGUGUCGGCUACCUGCGCAGUGGUGGAUGCCGAAGCCCCAUCAUCGGAAUCAUCACCCGGGCCGGGAUAUAGGUUCUGAAGCUCUGCUCUGAUACCAAGAAGAGAAUAGGGAAGAGGAGGAAUUCAUGAGAAAAGAAAUCAAAUUGAAGAAGAAGAAGAAGAUGAACAGAAUUGUUGUUCAGUUUCUCUCCAAAAAUGAAAGGUACAACGACUGCUACUAUUUAUAUGGUAUAUAUGUAUUGAUAAGUGCUCUACUAUAUGUUAUAAGCGUAGGAACAAAACAACUAACAAAUCAACCAAGUAACUAACAAUAACAAAACAGGCAAGUAUUCUCUACAAGUAGGAUUUCUUCAUAAAUCUGACUCGUGCAAGAAUGGAGUCAUUAGCCAGCCUCACAGAACGGCCCUCUAUAAGAGGAAAAAGAACUACUCAUCCUAGUCGUCUUUGUGGAGUCAUUACCUUCUUAC
Diospyros lotus (date-plum) is the source of this 1424-nucleotide messenger RNA. Its product is annotated as LEAF RUST 10 DISEASE-RESISTANCE LOCUS RECEPTOR-LIKE PROTEIN KINASE-like 2.7. The record is from RefSeq and is a predicted model, not a curated record. Gene Ontology annotation, molecular function: polysaccharide binding. Bases 230 to 1036 code for a protein of 268 amino acids. Lineage: Eukaryota; Viridiplantae; Streptophyta; Magnoliopsida; Ericales; Ebenaceae. The transcript is spliced from 2 exons.